UGGAACAAAAACAAGAUCACGGCCGGCGGGUGGUCAUUCGGAUUCUCGGACAGCUUGAGACUACACUUAAAUAGCAGUGCGAUAUUUUUAUAAAACACGUGAAGUAAAUAUUUAAAAAUAUUUUCAAUUCGGACAACUUCAAAGUUGCAUUAGAGUGAAGUAUUUUGAUAUUAGUUACUACUGUUGAACUGUAAAAUGGUGUCGAAGAUCUUAAUUAUUGCCUUGAUUGUUGGGACCGCCAGUGCGGCGACUUGGAUGGGCAUGCCUCCAAAGAAACCUGCAGAACUGGCUCACAAAAGCGGUUGUUACGUUGAAGAAAUAAACGACGUUAUCCCCUUUGGUGACACUGUCUCGCCUAUUGGCGUGUGUUACAGCAUCUCCUGUGGAAGAGUCAUGGACUAUGCAUCGUGCGGUAUUGUAGCGACUGAUGAUCCCCACUGCUACGUGACUGAUGAAGACUUAAGUAAACCCUACCCACAUUGCUGUCCUGAUGUCAAAUGUGAUGUUGACAACAAUUUAUUUUAGACUUAACUAUUUAUAAUUUUAGGUUUAGUUUCCAACCGUGUUAGAAUCUUGGCGUUAGUUUUGUAAAAGGUGAAUAAAGUAAGUUUGUGAUUUGAUGAAAUUGUUGUGUGCCAUAUUUUAAUUAGUGCCAAUAAUAUAUUUAUUGAUAAUAAUAUAUUUGAUGUGUUGAAGUUUGAAGUGGAUUUAGGAUAAGCGUUUGACGACGCAAAGAAAAUAAUUUUCGACAAAGUGACGAUAUUGUGUGGAUUUAUUUCCAACAACGCCAUGAUUUUAACAGGGGGAUAUCUAGAGUCAUUGUAAAAUGACGAAUAGAUGGAGUUCCUUUUCAAAGAGUUUUAUACUCUAGAAGCUAUCUUGCCACCAAAUUGUUAAUUUAAUUUGUUUUUAUUAAAUUAGAAAUAACUAUAAAA
Spodoptera exigua (beet armyworm) is the source of this 935-nucleotide messenger RNA. NCBI's taxonomy places the organism in Eukaryota, Metazoa, Arthropoda, Insecta, Lepidoptera, Noctuidae. The record is from the annotation of a GenBank genome assembly.